Aspergillus aculeatus ATCC 16872 is the source of this 1062-nucleotide messenger RNA. RefSeq names its product sialidase family protein. The record is from RefSeq and is a predicted model, not a curated record. NCBI's taxonomy places the organism in Eukaryota, Fungi, Ascomycota, Eurotiomycetes, Eurotiales, Aspergillaceae. Bases 1 to 1062 code for a protein of 353 amino acids. The transcript has a single exon.
AUGGGCUACCCAGGUCAAGGCCACGGCCACAGCCACCCCCGCCCCAACCGCCACGUCCACCACGACCAGCGCGCUCUCUCCAAUGGCAACGGGGGCACCUACCCCCGUCUAGCCCGCCUCUCAGACGGCUCCCUCCUCUCCUCCUUCACCCGCUUCCCUGGAGACGGCUCACGCGUACUCGUUGUCGCCCGCAGCACUGACGGCCACAACUUCGAGGACAUCGGUGAAGUCACCCGCGGUACGGGGGACACAGACAACCUCUUCCUCUUGGAGGUGGCCCCCUCUGUUGUGCUAGGGGCAUUCCGAAAUCACGACCACGACCCCUCCGGCCGUGUCACCCACUUCCGCAUCACCGUCUGCCGCUCCCAUGACGGCGGCCGCACCUGGCAGUUCGCCUCGCAGGCGGCCGAGAAGCCCGGUGCCGACGGGUUGGGUAUUUGGGAGCCGUUCAUGCGCAUGGGCAGCGGUGGCGAGGUGCAGCUCACCUACUCGCAGGAGUUUGCCCAGAACAACCAGUGCACGAUGCUGGUGACGUCGACCGACCAGGGCAGCACCUGGUCAGAACCCCGGUGCCUGCAUGGGAAGGAUGACAACCGACGUGACGGAAUGAACGGCAUCGCGCGGACCUUCGAUGCCGACCUCGGAAAGGAGGUCCUGGUCAUGGUGUUCGAGACGAACACCAAAGGCCCCAUGCAGAUUGAGGCCCUCAUCUCGGACAACGAUGGGGAUAGUUGGGGCCGUCGGCAUGUCGUGUAUUCGCCCCAUGACGGGCACAGGCAUAACGCCGGCGCGCCGCAGAUCGCCUCCUUUGCGGAUGGGUCGCUGGCGGUCGUGUUCAUGACCGACGAGGACCACGACAAGGUGGACUGGGUCAAGAAUGCGUCGAUCAAGGCGGUGUUUGCGCUGCCCCCGCGGGGAGGUGAGAUCCAUUGGGAUCAGACCUCGACAUCGAUCUGUGCUGAUUCGAGCCACUGGCCCGGUGUGUUCGCCCUGGAUGGACACACGCUUCUGGCGACGUAUGAGUGCAAGGGGCCCAAGGCGAGGGCUAUUUCGCUGCAGUGA